This is a messenger RNA of Salvia hispanica, 1028 nucleotides long. It is a transcript of the gene IAA30, whose product is annotated as indole-3-acetic acid inducible 30. Gene Ontology annotation, biological process: regulation of DNA-templated transcription. NCBI's taxonomy places the organism in Eukaryota, Viridiplantae, Streptophyta, Magnoliopsida, Lamiales, Lamiaceae. The record is from RefSeq and is a predicted model, not a curated record. Gene Ontology annotation, cellular component: nucleus.
CUCUUUCUAUUGCUUUCUUUCUUUCUUAUUCUCUCUGCAUAUUAGUAAUAAAAUUGUGAUGGAGAAUGCAGCAGUGGAGAAAGAGUACAUAGGUGAUGAAGAACUUGAGCUGGGGUUAGGCCUCAGUCUUGGAAAUGCUAGUGGUGAGAAAGGUGGUGCAUAUGGUGGAAGUGGAAGGAUAUUAACUGCUAAGGAUUUUCCAAAUGGAUUUGCAUGUGGCACUAAAAGGGAAAGAGCUCAAAAAUCUGCUGCUUCUUCUGAUUCUGCUGCUGUCAGCAGGCAGGUAGUAGGAUGGCCUCCCAUAAGGUCUUACAGGAUGAACAGCUUGUUGAAUCAAGCCAAGGCUUCAAAUGUUGCGGGCGAAGACGACGAGAGCUCGAAGAAGAAGAUGAACCACGGAGGCCAUCUUGGAUUUGUGAAGGUGAACAUGGAUGGCUUGCCAAUUGGGAGGAAGCUUGAUUUGAAUGCUCACAAGACCUACCAAACCUUGGCCAAGACCUUGGAGGAGAUGUUCUUCAGUCCGAGCCCCCAUAGCCGUGGAGGAAAAGAACACACAGUGAAGCUCUUGGAUGGAUCAUCCGAGUUUGUGCUAACGUACGAGGACAAAGAAGGCGAUUGGAUGCUAGUGGGCGACGUUCCAUGGGGGAUGUUUCUCAACACUGUUAAACGACUCAGAAUCAUGCGAACGUCCGAAGCCAAUGGACUCGCUCCAAAGUCCCAAGAAAGGAAUGAGAAGCAAAAGAGCAAACUAAUAUAGAACUGCUUCAUCUCUCAAAGUUGCAAACUCAGAAAAAAGAGAGCUACACAUCAUGUUUCUGUCUUUUUUUUCAUUUUAUUUAUUUUAUAAUCCUAUAAUUUUUCUUGAUUUGAGGGGCUGCAUUUAUAGACCGCGUCCUCACCUUUUGUUUUUUUAUGUACUUCUAUAUAUCUUGUAGAAUUUGUGAAGCUCUUGUUGUCACAUACCUUUUACUGGAUACUUUGUUCUCAUAAUUUAUGUAUAUAUGAGAAUGCCUACUUGAUUUCAUUCA